This is a messenger RNA of Eufriesea mexicana, 450 nucleotides long. RefSeq names its product protein NATD1. Lineage: Eukaryota; Metazoa; Arthropoda; Insecta; Hymenoptera; Apidae. The transcript is spliced from 3 exons. The record is from RefSeq and is a predicted model, not a curated record. The coding region runs from base 1 to 450 and encodes 149 amino acids.
AUGAGUUACAUGAACAAAUUAUCGUCAUUUAUAUCAUUACAAAUUAAACAUAAUAAAUUUGCAAGAUUUUUUUAUACAGUGCAUCAUAAUGAGAAACGAGGAUUAUUUUACGUAAAAUUGGAUGAUAAUUCAAGAGCAGUAUUACAAUACAGGCCUGAUGGAAAAGUCUUAGAUAUGCAAGUGAUUAGUGUUCCUUAUAGAUACACUGGAAGAGGUAUAGCACGAUUGCUUACAGAGACAGCUUUUACACAUGUUAUUGUGAACUAUUACUAUAUGUACUUGACAUGUGAAUAUAUGCAGAAGUACUAUCUUGCAGUUAAGAAUCCAGAUCUUGAAGAAUAUAUUGUUGGACCACCACAUAUUUUAGAAGGACCAGAUUCAGAACCCUUAGACCCGAAUAUUAUAUAUGAAUUACCUGAUCCAGAAGAUUUUUUGAUAUAUUCUUCUUAA